This is a messenger RNA of Arctia plantaginis, 1131 nucleotides long. NCBI's taxonomy places the organism in Eukaryota, Metazoa, Arthropoda, Insecta, Lepidoptera, Erebidae. The record is from the annotation of a GenBank genome assembly.
AUGGGUGACGGUGGCAAUUACGCUGCCGUUCUUCACGGGCCGUACGACGUCAGAAUUGAAAAAUGGUCUACCCCAGAGAUCAACGAUAACGAGGUUCUGGUGAAGAUGGAGUGCGUGGGUAUUUGCGGUUCCGAUAUAAAACUCUACAGCACUGGUACGUGCGGCAUGGACGUGCUCACCGAACCCAUGGUCAUUGGGCAUGAAGGUGCCGGUGUGGUAGUUAAGAUUGGUCCAAAAGUGACGUCAUUGAAAGUGGGAGAUCGCGUGGCCAUCGAGCCUACACAACCCUGCCGCGCCUGCGAGUAUUGCAAGACGGGGCGGUACAACCUGUGCAUUGCUCCAUGCUACUGCUCGUCGAUGGGUGCACCCGGGAACCUUUGUAAAUACUAUAAACAUGUAGCUGACUUCUGCCACAAAAUGCCAGAUAAUAUAAGCAUGGAAGAAGGUGCUGCAGUUCAGCCUCUAGCCAUAGCGAUGCACGCUUGCGCCCGCGCAGGCAUUAAACUUGGCUCCACACUCCUUAUACUGGGCGGUGGGCCUAUUGGUUUACUCUGUGCCAUGACGGCUAAGGCCAUGGGCGCUAGCAAAAUACUUAUAACAGAUGUAGUACAAUCUCGGUUGGACACAGCGCGGGAGUUAGCAGCCGAUUACACCCUACUGGUGAAGCGAGAGUACUCCGAUCAAGACAUGGUGGACAGCAUCGUGGCGAUGCUCGGCACGCAGCCUGAUAUCACCAUCGAUGCCUGCGGGUAUGCGUCUGCGCAGAGAGUCGCUAUGAUGGUAACGAAGACAGCUGGGAUAGUGCUUAUCGUAGGCAUUGGGGAACAUAAAGUCGAAGUGCCGUUAAGCCAGGCGUUGCUGCGAGAGGUUGACAUCAGAGGUUCCUAUAGGAUAGUCAAUACGUACCCACCAGCUUUAGCAGCAGUCUCGACCGGAGCGAUCAAGUUGAACAAAUUUAUAUCCCACCACCUGCCGCUGGCCAGGACCAAGGAGGCGUUAGACCUGGCCAAGAGCGGCACCGCCAUGAAAGUUAUUAUACAUUGUCUUGAGCGUCCUGCACCUCCUUACUAUAGGGACAUAAUGUUGCGGUCAACGAAAUUGACACGUGUGGCACCAUCUUUUUACUGUUAA